Molecule: messenger RNA, 1389 nt
Organism: Rotaria socialis
Lineage: Eukaryota; Metazoa; Rotifera; Eurotatoria; Philodinida; Philodinidae
Source: the annotation of a GenBank genome assembly
AUGCCUCGCGAUCUUUGGUAUCGCAUUGUUUAUUCGCAAGCACUCGAACAACAACUAAUAGGUACAAAAACUAUAGAAAAAAAUUGUAAUUCUGGUUUGUUUUUAUUCUUCAAAAAUCGUUUAGGCGGUGGAGAAUAUGUUGUUCAAAAUCGAUCAGUUUUACAUUCUCCAUCAUCAUCGUCCAAAAGAAAACAUAAAGAAGAUGAAUCUAUAACGGAUAAAUCAUCAUAUAAUAAUUUACAUAGAAACUUAUCCAAUACUAAUAAUUCCUUUCGCCAACAAACAAUGAAUACAGCAUUACCAUCAGCAUCUACUAAUAUGAUGAAGCUAGACACACUUGAUGAUCAUUUGAAAAAAUCAGGUAUAGAAUUCAAUGACGACACUUCAUCAUUCGGUAUUAAAGUACCAUCAAUUUCUUAUAAACCAUUUCCAAUGGAUAAUUUGGAAUAUAUCGCUGAAACUUUACCAUUGAAAACAGAAGAUCAACAUUGUGAUUCGCAAAUUCUUCGUGGCACAUCACCGGAUGCUGCACUUGAGCAACUGCCACCUAUUCCAAGUGCUCCGUCAGCGUCGAUUCUUUUAAAUCGUCAAUCAAAUUUCAAAGAGAUCGCUAGUUCAUCUAUUCAAUUCGAACGAUCCCAGUUGUCUAUCGAACCAUCGACUAAUAAAAUACCAAAAGAAACGUCUCAUAUUGAUUCAUUGGUGUCAUUCGAACAUCCAUUAUUUCAUCAAUUAAUUGAAAAUUAUUAUCUGGGCGAUAUUCCUCGACCUCAAUUAUUCAAACAACUAAAUCGUCGUUUGGCACAUAUUCAUCAAACAUUGAAAUCCAUGUCAUCGAAUGAUAUCGAAACAAAACUUAAAUAUAAAAGCGAUGCAUUGCUUAAAAAACGUCAAAAAUCUAAUCAAUCAUUGACUCACGAUGAACGCAUAGCCAUGGCUGAGCUUGAACUUAAUGUUUACGAAUAUUCAAAAGCACUUGACGAGCCAUCAUCAAAAUAUUUUCGUAUUAAUAAUAAUAAUGACGAGUUCGAAAAUGAAAAAAGACAAUCAAUUCAUCCUUUAUUAUUAUCGUGUGAUACAAUUUUACCUGUAGUAAAAAAUACUGUUAUAUCGGAAACAUCGAUGUCAACAUUUACUAUAGUUCGACCGUCGACCAUCAGUCAGUCAGCGGCACUUCUAUCAACAGAAACUCAAUUUAGUGAAAAUACAGAUAAAUUUGUUUUAUGGAAUCAUCCACUGUUAACAAAUCUAAUGAAUACCUUUGAACCAAUGGCACCAUUAUCGAAAGCACAGAUUCAAAAACAAUUGUCUCGACGACAUGAACAUAUUUGUAAAAAAGCAAAAGAACUUGAUAGAAUACAAUUGCAAGCACGUAAGAUUAACGAAUAA